This is a messenger RNA of Liolophura sinensis, 3384 nucleotides long. Its product is annotated as kelch-like protein diablo. The transcript is spliced from 9 exons. NCBI's taxonomy places the organism in Eukaryota, Metazoa, Mollusca, Polyplacophora, Chitonida, Chitonidae. The record is from RefSeq and is a predicted model, not a curated record. Gene Ontology annotation, molecular function: protein binding. Bases 318 to 2120 code for a protein of 600 amino acids.
UAUUCUAAAUGUCUUUGUUUUGGCCAAAAAAAUUAUAGAAAGUUUGAGCUGAAUAUUUGGUGUAGCAGCAUAAGCCAAUCAGGGAACGUGUCAGAGACUGUGUCACUGCCCAAAGAUGGAGGGGCGAGAAGGAAAGAUGUGGACGUUUGAUGGAAUUUGAUGACAAAUAUUUCGCCUGAGGACUCACCUUGUCUGCGAAAUAAGGACACGUAGGAUUUCUAUCAUUACUGCGAUUGAUACGCAACAGAUGUACAAGCGUGUAAAUACCGUGGAGCACAGGAAGCGGCCACUCUGUGGGUGUGUAGUUUUGACAGUUCAUGCAGGAACUUAAUUACAACAACAACGUCUACACCAAAUCAGUCAAGAUGAAUCCGUUUGAACCAGUUUCCAUGGAGCGGGCCCCGUCGCCGGCUCGCCUGGCCUACACCUCCGACAAGCACCCCAGGCACACUUUGGAAGCAAUAAACGUACUACGCAAACACAGAGAACUUUGUGAUGUAGUGCUGAUAGUUGGACAGAGAAAAAUAUUUGCUCAUCGAGUGAUUCUGUCAGCAUGCAGCCCAUAUUUUCAUGCUAUGUUCACUGGGGAGCUUGCGGAAAGCCGGCAGACUGAAGUGACCAUCCGUGACAUAGAUGAAAAUGCCAUGGAGUUGCUUAUAGACUUUUGCUACACAUCCAACAUCACUGUGGAAGAAAGCAAUGUUCAGACUCUACUGCCUGCCGCUUGUCUUCUCCAGCUGGCUGAGAUACAAGAUGUGUGCUGCGAAUUCCUCAAAAGACAACUCGACCCCUCAAACUGCCUCGGGAUACGAGCUUUCGCAGACACCCACGCCUGUAGAGAUUUGCUAAGAAUAGCGGAUAAGUUUACACAACACAAUUUUCAAGAGGUCAUGGAAAGUGAGGAGUUUUUACUGUUACCUGUGAAUCAGCUGGUAGACAUCAUCUCCAGCGAUGAGUUGAAUGUGAGAAGUGAGGAGCAGGUGUACAACGCUGUAAUGGGCUGGGUCAAGUACAACAUACAAGAGAGGCGAAACCAUCUACCUAUGGUAUUACAACAUGUGAGGUUACCCUUAAUGAGUCCCAAAUUUCUAGUCGGAACUGUUGGAUCCGACCUGUUAAUUAAAAGCGACGAGUCUUGUCGAGAUCUAGUCGAUGAAGCCAAAAAUUAUCUCCUCCUGCCACAAGAGCGCCCCCUUAUGCAAGGCCCGAGGACACGCCCCCGUAAACCCAUACGUUGUGGUGAAGUCUUGUUUGCAGUUGGAGGCUGGUGCAGUGGAGAUGCCAUAUCCAGCGUGGAGAGAUUUGACCCACAGACUAAUGAGUGGCGGAUGGUUGCACCAAUGAGCAAGCGGCGUUGUGGAGUGGGCGUGGCUGUACUGAAUAGUCUUCUGUAUGCAGUGGGAGGUCAUGAUGGCCAGUCUUAUUUAAAUAGCAUAGAACGAUAUGACCCUCAGACCAACCAGUGGAGCAGUGAUGUUGCCCCGACCAGUUCGUGUCGAACCAGUGUGGGUGUGGCUGUGUUAGACAGUUACAUGUAUGCUGUGGGGGGUCAGGAUGGAGUCUCAUGUCUUAACUUUGUGGAAAGAUAUGACCCCCAGCUGAACAAGUGGAACAAAGUGGCCUCUAUGAGCACCCGACGGCUGGGAGUGGGGGUGGCAGUGUUAGGAGGGUACCUGUAUGCUGUGGGAGGGAGUGACGGGACCUCACCUCUUAAUACAGUGGAGCGUUAUGACCCUCGGUCUAACCGUUGGACCCCGGUCUCUCCCAUGGGCACCCGCAGAAAACACCUGGGAGUAGCCGUCUACAACAACAUGAUCUACGCUGUGGGGGGCAGGGAUGAUGCCACAGAGCUGAGCAGUGCUGAGAGGUACAAUCCACCCACCAACACAUGGCAGCCAGUCGUUGCCAUGACAUCUCGGAGGAGCGGGGUUGGUUUGGCCGUGGUGAAUGGUCAGUUGAUGGCCAUAGGAGGGUUUGAUGGGACGACCUACUUGAAGACCAUCGAGGUUUAUGACCCAGAACAGAACUGCUGGAAGCUGUGUGGUGGGAUGAACUAUCGCCGCCUUGGAGGUGGAGUGGGUGUCGUCAGAAUGCCACACAAUGAACCGCACCUCUGGUGACUAGCGUGGGGCAGAAAGGACAGAGGUCAAGGUCAUAACAAGGUGGUCGCAAGUAAUCCGGGUCAAAGUUUGUCACAAAACUUCAACCAUCUGAAACCAGAUAUCUGGGCAAUGGAGUAACCUGGACCAGGGACUGCAUUUGACAACCUCCACACAGGAUGAUCUCCCCUUCAUUGUCAGUGUUUUGUCAUUGUCAGUAUUUUAACAUGUGAAAGAUCUGUAUUUCAACUUGACACUUGUGCAAACCUGAUCGUGUGACCCACCUUGUGUACUGCUGGGCAAACUGCUUUAAGGGGAGAUAACUGUGUAACGUCUGACUAAAGUUUGACCAGAUUUGCCAGACCAUGAUCUGGAAACUAUUCUUUCUGCCUGGUGAAAACACUGUGUGACUUUGCAAUAAGUUAUUGACGACUUUUUUGCCACAAGAUGAUUUAUUAUAUCAUCCUGAUGGUUUCAUAAUUCUGCUUUAUUGGAAAUUGUCCUUUGUAAGCAUCCUGUGUUGUUACGAUAUCAUACUGUCCUGCUGUCAUAUGUGGGAGACUGCUUGUGAGGCAGAGAUUCUGUUUCGUGAAGUACUUUUUGUGCUUGUGUCAGAUAUUUAUGAAAACAAUGAAUGCUCUAAUGGUGGACUGAAAAGUGCCCACAAGGUCACUGGAUCUGAUCAUGGAGAAUAAUUUUAUGCAUUGUCCAUUAUUUUGUGAUUGAUACAUCUGAUGUCUGCACACAUUAAACAUCAGGCUGAUGCUUACGUGUUCGUCAAAAAUUGUCUUCUCUAAGAACACAUUAUAUUCGUCUGUUUUUUUUUGUUGUGCAUUACCUGGGGACAUUUGACAAAUUAGAAGGUAAAUUGUGCAAUGUUGUCCAACAGGCACUGCUACCAAGUUAUCGGAUCCGAAAAUAAGUGCUUUUGUUGUAAGAGAAAUAAAGUAGAUUGAACAUCAAACAUUCAGUAGUUUGCAACAGUUUGAGUGUUGUUUGCAACGGGUAAACUGUGGAGCUCUUGAGAAUUGUUGCUGUCUUAAGAGGUCUACAAAUGCAAAGCAGUACUUGAAACAACAUUGCAGUCACAGGGUCUGUCAACGUCAGAUUUACUAACAACAUUUUUAUUAUUUUUGUUUUUUUGUGUUUUUUGUUAAUGCAUGCAUUUUGUGAUUGAUACAUUGAAUGUCUGCACACAUCAACCAUUAGACUGAUGUUUAGGUGUUCCGUUAAAAAUAUCAAGGUUUGUAAACACAUCAUUUGUCCAUCAAUACCAAACAGAAUU